AAUUCCGCGGGGCAUCGCUAAGGUGCGGAUCCCAGGGCUCUAAUCAGUCGAGGCGGUCAGCGAGACGGCCUUCUCUUUUAUCGCAUCCCUCCCCAUUGCUGCUCUUCAUUCGUCGUAGGACUCUCUACAGGUCAUAGAGAGCUUGGUAGAAAUGCCUGUUGAAAUUGUUACAAUUGUCAACCAGUCCGGUAAAAUUAUAAGUAAUGGCAAACACCUAGUCGCUGCAUUUAAAGAGGCCAAAGCUGCCUACGACGAGAAGAAGGCCGCCGUAAGAGCGGAACGUGCUGUACGGCGGAGCCAAACCUACGACAUACCAGCCGCGCCUCGUUAUCAACCAGAACCGAACUAUGACUACGAGUAUGGCGGGUAUGACCGUCGACAUUCGCACGACGAUGGCGUUUCACAGACCUCAUCGCGUAGGAGUCAUCGCUCAAAGCAUAGCCGGGCCAGUCGCCACCGGUCUGCUUCACAAUCGCGACCGGCACUGACAGAGGGAAAUCUGAAGACACAUUCUGAAGUGUCCUCCGUCACACCUUCGCGACCACCAAUAGCUUACCGCUCGCCAUAUGCGGAAACGGCCCCCAGAGAUAUGACCUUGAGUCGACCUACGCUUCCCCGCGCUCCUACAGCGCCUUAUACGCCAACUGAAGUAAUGGCACCUGUGCCGAUGGGGAAUACAUAUAUGCAGCGGUCGGUAUCGGACCCAGCGCUCCCAGAGACAGGCAAAAAGAAAAAGGAGAUCGAUAUGAAUUUAGCAUAUGGAAACAUCCCGCCGGAUCUCGCAGAACGAGUUGAUCUAGAUCCGGCGUAUCAAGCGGUUGAGAAAGAGCACAAGGCGCGCACUCUGAUGGAGAAGAUCGAGGACCUUCUGGUAGAAGCGCAAUGUCUACACCACACCGCCACACACAUCAUAGAACAUCUGCAAGGCAAACCAGAAGCUGCAGCUGCAGUGGCGCUUACGCUUGCUGAAUUAUCUGCGCUAUUGGGCAAAAUGUCACCGUCAUUCCUAGGGGUAAUCAAGGGAGGCAGUCCAGCCAUAUUUGCACUACUCUCGAGCCCGCAAUUCCUAAUUGCAGCCGGACUAACGGUCGGCGUGACCGUGGUUAUGUUUGGAGGGUGGAAGAUUAUCAAACGUAUCAAAGAGGCAAAGGAAGCUGAAACAGCGGCCCGCAUGCAACCGAUGGCCUUUGAGGCGGACCCCGGUCAACCUGUCGAACAACAACCGGCGGUUCAACCUCCGUAUCCCCCGUCCGAGGCGAGUCAAGAAUUUGACGAAGCUUUGGUCGUUGAGGAAGAGCUAAGCACCAUCGAGACUUGGCGACGAGGCAUUACACCCUUCGGCGAAGACGAGAGUGCCGAUCUCGAAUUAAUCAGUCCGGAAGCGGAUCGCGCUAUACGCAGUCAGUACGGUGGUGAUGAUGCGCGAACCGAACGAAGUGUCCGGACGAGCCGGUCACACAAGUCAAGCAAGUCACACAAAUCGCACAAGUCGCAUCGCAGCAGUCGAGCUCACGAUGACAGCGAUAUACCCGAGCGAAGGAGCAGCCGUCUAAAUCAGGAGGUUAGCGAUGAAGUAAGUGAGUUGGGCAGCCAUCGAAGCCACCGCAGUCACCACAGUCACCGUAGCCAUGACAGCCGCAAGAGUGAGAAGACAGAACGAUCCUCACGGACCAAGCGUUCUAGUAGGACCGAGGUUAAGGCCAUUGAAGAUGGAAGCCGGGACAAGGACAACACUAUCGAAGCUGUCCUUAGACCGAAGAAAGACAAUAUGCUCAAGACGCUAUUCAAGAAAAAGAAGAAGGAAGACGAAGACCAUAAGCGUACUUCAUCGCUUCGGGUGUAAUGAGAGAGAGUCAAUUAACAUAUCGCAUAAAUUUUCAUGACAGAGCUAAUCUGUCAUCAGCAUUAUCAUACCUAUUGGUUUGAGUACGGGUAUAGGUUUGGUUGAAUUCAGC
Messenger RNA from Xylaria bambusicola, 1955 nucleotides. RefSeq lists its product as uncharacterized. The record is from RefSeq and is a predicted model, not a curated record. Bases 152 to 1843 code for a protein of 563 amino acids. The transcript is spliced from 2 exons. Lineage: Eukaryota; Fungi; Ascomycota; Sordariomycetes; Xylariales; Xylariaceae.